AUGGCCGCCAUCCAAGUUUCCUACAAGCACUACAAAGUCUUCGCGUCCAUCUUCAAAAAGGAUAUCGAAGCACGAUACAAGUUCUCUCUGGGGGAUUUCUCUAAGGCCAUGCGAUCGAUCGGAUUCACGGAACCCACGCAAGGCCGUCUGGAUCCUGCGGGAGGGCAGGGCGGUCAGUUCUUCUACAUCAAGAGGUCGAGCCGCAAGUACAAGUAUAUAGAUAGAGUCCCUUUCGCCACGCAAGACCGGUGGAAGAACCAGCUCCGUACGCUGUAUGGCUGGGACAAGCACACGUUUGUGUUGUAUUAG
Messenger RNA from Dichomitus squalens LYAD-421 SS1, 309 nucleotides. RefSeq lists its product as uncharacterized. Lineage: Eukaryota; Fungi; Basidiomycota; Agaricomycetes; Polyporales; Polyporaceae. The transcript is spliced from 5 exons. The record is from RefSeq and is a predicted model, not a curated record. Bases 1 to 309 code for a protein of 102 amino acids.